This is a messenger RNA of Rotaria socialis, 1773 nucleotides long. The record is from the annotation of a GenBank genome assembly. NCBI's taxonomy places the organism in Eukaryota, Metazoa, Rotifera, Eurotatoria, Philodinida, Philodinidae.
AUGUCUCAUGCAAAUGAAGCUCGAAUGCAAACAUUACAUGAUACAAAUACAAAUCAUCCGUCAGGAGAAAAUAUUGAUCCGGAAUUAUAUCAAUUAAAAAUUCAAUUAGCAGCUAUACAAGAACAACAGCGUUUACAAACAUUAAUGAUAAAACAAUUUCAACAACAAUUAAAAGUUUAUCAACAAAAACAAAAUCAUGUUGAAAAUGAAGAAAAUGUUGAAACACAACAAAGAUAUUCAUGUACUAUUUGUAAUCAUAAUUUUCCUUCUCGUUCAACAUUACAAAAGCAUAUCGAACAACAUCGAGAUAAACUACAUAAAGUAAUAUCGCCGGUAGCAAUCGAUGAUGAUAAUAAUAAUAAUAAUAAAAAUAAAAAUAAUGAUGAAGAAGAAGAAGAAGAGGAAGAAGAAGAAACCGUACAAGAAAUAGAUGAAGACGAUGACGACGAAGAAGAAGAUGACGAUAGAAGAGGUGGAUUAAUAAUUCAAACUGAAGAGGAUGACCGAUCAGCAACAUCUCCACUUGAUUUAUCAACUAGUGAUCAUCUAUCAUCAACAUCAUUAAAAUCCGAUGAAGAACAACAAAUUUCAUCAUCAUCAUCAUCAUCAAUACAAUUUCAAAUGGAAGAACAUGAAGGUGAACCCGAAGAUCCGAAUAUGGCCAAACUGAAAGAUAUGAUUGAAAAACUCGAACGAACAACGAAUAAAAGUGAUUCAAAUGAAUGUGUUGUUUGCAAACGUAUAUUAUCAUGUCAAAGUGCACUUAAAAUGCACUAUCGUACACAUACAGGUGAACGUCCAUUUCGAUGUCGAAUAUGCGCACGAGCAUUCUCUACUAAAGGAAAUCUUAAAACACAUAUGAAUGUUCAUCGUACUACGGAUGAUAGUGGAACAACAAAAUCUAAAUCGUGUUCAAUUUGCCAAAAGCAAUUUAAUACUAUUGAACAAUUACGUUCACAUUUAAAAGAACAUCUUACUGAUCCUAAUAAUGCAUCAUUAGCUGAAGAAGCUUUACGUUUAAUUGAUUCUGAACGUUCGUUAUCAAGUAUUGAUGACGAAUCGCAAAUAGAUGUUCAACGUGAUAGUCAAUCAGUCAAACGUGAAGAAGUUGAAGAAGAUGAUGAUACAAAAUCAUCAGCUAUUUCGAAUUCUUUAGCUGCAGCUAUCGCCGCUGCUGCAUCGACAUAUUCAAAUGGAAAUUUAACGAAUCACUUAUCACCAUUUAAUUUAUUUAAUCCACAAUUUUUUCCAAAUCUAGCUGCUAGUACAUUUCCAUUUUUAGCCGCUGCUGCAGCCUUUAAUAAUACCAAUAAUUCGAAUACAUCUAUAAACGAUGAACAUAAAGAUAAUAGUAUGAGUGAAAGUGGUGAAGAUCUGUCUAUGUCAUCAAAAAUGUUGGUUGACGAUGGAUCAAUAAAUGAAAAAAAUCAUUCGAGACGUUCAUCAUCGAUUUUACAACAUAUAUGUAAUGUUUGUUCAAAAAAUUUUUCAUCCGCUUCCGCUUUACAAAUACACAAUCGAACACAUACAGGUGAAAAACCAUAUAAAUGUGAUGUUUGCGGUCGAGCAUUUACAACAAAAGGAAAUCUAAAAGUCCAUACGGGUACACAUAUGUAUCAUACACAAACAAGUCCAACUAUGGUUCAUAGUGGAGUAGCAGCAGCCCGACAACGGCGACGAUACGAUUUUCAUCCAUAUUCAGUUAAUAUAGCUGAUGUAGGAAAAUCGAUAACAUCAUCGCCAUCAUCAACAAUAAUUAAAAGUGAAUCUUGA